Alternaria postmessia is the source of this 3906-nucleotide messenger RNA. RefSeq lists its product as uncharacterized. Gene Ontology annotation, molecular function: oxidoreductase activity. The coding region runs from base 1 to 3906 and encodes 1301 amino acids. The record is from RefSeq and is a predicted model, not a curated record. Lineage: Eukaryota; Fungi; Ascomycota; Dothideomycetes; Pleosporales; Pleosporaceae. The transcript has 5 exons.
AUGGCUCAGCCGAAGAUUACCCUUUACGUUGACAUUGUCAGCCCGUUUGCUUACAUUGCUUUCUACAUCUUGAAAAACUCAAAGGUUUUUAAGCAGGUUGAGGUGACGUAUGUGCCUAUUCUGCUUGGGGGGUUGAUGAAGGUCUGCGAGAAUACACCACCAUUGAGGAUAAAAAACAAGGACAAAUGGAUAAACACAGAGCGUCAGCGCCUAUCCACUCACUUUAACGUCCCCAUCUCGCAAGAUACUCCACCUGGCUUCCCCAUCAACACACUGCCUAUCCAACGCGCCCUAGUUUCCCUCUCUCUGUCGCAUCCCCAAGCCCUUGAACAAGCCAUCGCCCUGUUUUACGAAAACUUCUGGGCAAAAUGGAAUGAUCCAAUCAAGCCGGAGAACCUGCUUGCUAUUCUCGCAGUUGCCUUGGGUAGUGAGGAGGAGGCAAGCAAGGUGCUAGAGAGGACCAAGACGGAGGAGGUGAAGAAGGUGCUAGGUGGGAAUACGACCAAGGCGUUUGAGGAUGGGGCUUUUGGCCUGCCUUGGUUUGUUGCUACGAAUGAAAAGGGGGAGACUGAGGGAUUUUGGGGCGUUGAUCAUAUGGGGCUGAUAGCACUCGCUAAGCUACUUCGCCAGCUAAAUCCACUGCCUUCAACUCUUCUCAAUGGUCUUUACCAACCACAUUCAUUUUCUCAACCACCUCUCCAAUUCUCUUUCAAGAUGGAUUACUACCGACGGAACGAACUUCCCGAGACAGUCAAGCGUUACAAAACGUAUACCGAACAGUUUCAGGCAUGGCUGCUCAAGACGGGAAUUCAGCGCGGCGUGGAACUCGCAAAUAUAGUCGCAGACCAGGCUAAGAAGAAAAAGAGAAAAAAGGGCUACAGAAUAACACUACAAGAGCAGGAGCAACUCGUCAACGCCAUCACUGCUACAAGCGUUCCACUUGCCGACACCUCCGGUAUCAACGACCUCGAAGAUGCCAUCCGCUCCAGGAGAGAGGUGACGCAAUACCACAAACACAACAACACGGCGGAUUUGGGUCACGAAUACUUCAACGGGAGCCUAGAGACGCUCAUGGCGUCGUUGAGAGUUCUCGUCCCUGGAAUGAACAAAGCUCGAAAUCGCAAGAAUGACACGCCCACAUUCGUGUUCAUUCAGCUUCCCACUGGUCCCAAGACAAGCCAAGAUGAACAAGACGACUUGCUCAAGAAAAUGCGGGAACAGGACCAAUGCGACAUGGAGAGUGAUGGUCAGCAGCAACAAACUCCGACAUCCAGGACGAAGAAGAAGGCACCAAUAUCAGAGACAAAUCCGCUGACUGCAGAGGAAGAGCAGCUGCGCCGCGAAUUCCUUAUACUCUGCUUUCUCUACACUUUCAACCGCAUACGAGAUGUCCUCUACGAGGUUUGGGUGCUCUACCACAAGGGCCUUGUCAAUUCGAUCACAGCAGCGUUGGUAUCAGACCUGGCUCAGGACCAAAUGAACCAAAACGUCAAGUCACUCGUGGAAGAGCUUGAUCUGCUACCUGGAGAAUUGGCCAUACUCAUCCACCAACUUUUCAACAAAACCAAAGCUGCUCUUGAGACUGGGGCGCAAAAUUCUGCGACACUACCUGCUGAAAAGGUAUUGCGCCACCUGUUCGGUCUGGAUGCUGCUGCUUUGAUCAAAACCUACAUUACGAAGACAUACCCAACAGAGGACAGUGCUGACGAAGAUAUACGAGAGCAUCCUCUCAUGCUCUUCUUGAAGUUCUUCGACGUCAUUCGCAAGGGCGGUCUCAAACUUCCUAAGUGGGAUCACUUUACUGAAGAGAUGUUAUUGCACCAGAGUACAUCACAGGACUACCUGCUGUUCGGCUUGGCCAUUGUCCUUGACAUCCAGGAAGCUGUACGUGAGGACUACCGUCGGAUGUUACGCGACCUUACCGAGCACGGUUUGGAUAUCGCUAGAUGUAUCCGUUAUCAUGUCGAUUACGAGGAUCGCACGUGGGCCAAGGGCACAAAGCCAGAUUACAUGUGCAAAGAAGAGAUUAAAUUUAGCACCAUCCUUCUCAAUCCUCUAGACAGGCUGUUAGAGUGGCUACAAGAGCUUUUGAACUCUCAAGAAAAGCUAAUGACUGCUAGCGUCUUCAUCACUGUCCACUCGACGCUCGCAGGACUCUCUAUGUGGCACUUUAACUCUAUCUAUCAUCAUACUGCGAUUGCUAAGAUACAAUGGUUCAUUCAUGGUAUGGCCCAUCUAUACAACGCCGCCUGCCAGAUGGGUGGUCUGGAGAUUCUAUGGUCAGACCUGGACUACCUGAUCAUGAUAUAUGGGGCCAAGGUUAUGUUCCGGGGUGAUCCACCUACUCACCCUAACGACUUCCUCAACCGCUAUCUCCUCUCGGGCAACACUAGCAGUCGCGUUAUGGCUUCAGACUUCCGUCACACGUCCGAAUUUCUACCUCAAAUCUCGAGAGAACUUGGUGCCAAGCGUGGUUUGCAACCCGAAUUGCCUUUGGAAGCCAAAAUCUGCGACUACUACGAUUCAGAUGCGGACAACGAUCGUUGGCUGAGGCGUCACGCAGUCUUUAACUACCUCUAUGGACAAAGCGAGGAUACCGACAAGACACCAGAUGAUGACUGUCAGGAAGCUACUCAAGAUAGGAAGGGCCUACGAGAUACAUUCGCGAACCUAGCGGCCAAUAUCGCGCCUCCAAAGCCAAGGCGAAAAGGAAAGAGCAAAUCCAGGGUACACAGACCCGACUUCGACAAGCAAGAUGAGACCCACGCCAAACUCUUCGGUACAAUGAAAUCAGAACUACGAGAGAACGAGGUGCACAGUAAUUUCGACUUCCUUUCCUUUUACCGCCGCGCUUACGACCUCGUUCUGCGUAUCCGUAAGGAAGUGCUGAUGAGUGAUCAAGUCCAGCGCUUCCGCGCCGAAGACAUGAAUGCUGAUCCAGAUCCCCCUAACUUUCAACUGAUAACUGAUCUCUUCCGCGCGCUUCAAAUCGAUCCAAAAACUAAGAAAGGAGAGGAAGCAGAAGCUGAGGAAGGUGCUGGGUAUCAGCUGUCUACCAAGGUCGUGCCGUUGAAACAGAUUCGACGUGUCGCGGAGAUGAUCCAGGAUUUAACUCGUAGUGAAGGUGAUGUGGAGUUGAAGCGCGCGAAGUUGCGGGUCAAGGGAGAUUGGGAGGGUCUCAAGGCUUCGUAUGCUGCUGAAGAGGCGGGCAGGGACACAUCUACCGUCGACGACACCGUCGCUCAAGUUGAGAAGGUGGUGCUCAAAACUGCUGACGACAAUGUCGAUUCCAAUACUACUCUGCGUAAUGACGACGGCGAUCAUCGAGUCAAGCACAAGUUUGAGGCAGAUGGAGACUCAGUAGAUGAUCCACAGUAUACGCCUGGCAACCAGCUCACAGGAACAGACCAUUCAAAUAACAAUCUGAGAGGCAUGUUAAACAAGCCGGCAACUACAGCAAUUAUAGAUGUCAUCGGAACUCAGAACGGUAGGGUUUCAUUACACAAGGAAAACGGAAAGAAAGGCGUCAAGCGCAAGCACAAAGCAGAUGAAGACACCGAGAACGGCCCAGCCUAUACUCCUAGCCUAUGCGAGCAGAUCAGCGAUCCUGUAUAUGGCACCAUCUCUCAAUACGCCCUCGCCCUCUAUGCUGGCAAAUUAAGGCAAGGCCAACCUUCAAACGACCUAACCCAACAGAUCAUCAGUACCACAGACUCAACUUCUCUCGCAAUACCCUCACCUAACGACCAACGUAACAACCAACUCAACGUCGCAGAACCCACGUACCACACCCCGGAAAUCCCACACGACCGCAUUCCAUCCUUGCCGUACGUCCAAGAAGACCAAAAUAGUAGCUCUAUCCCAGCCGCGCAGAGGCUACUAUCGUCGUCUCACCAGCACUACUAA